AUGGCUGCUAUGAGGACUUUAACCGCGGCAGGUCUCUUUUUGGCAUUUUGCGCUUUGGGACUGAUAGCAGUAGCGAUCAGCACUGACAACUGGUACGAGACUGACGCGAGGAGGCACCGGGAACGCUGCAAGAAUUAUUCAAACAAAAGAAACGACCCCGGCUACAUUUACAUCUCCAACAACAACCUUCCACUUCGCAUGUUGCCAAAAGAGAGAAAUGUGGAGAGGAGGAACGACGAAAUGCUGCUUCGGGCUAAGCGGCACUUCUUGCCUCCUGCCCCGGCAAUGGAGUCCCUUUGCAGUCGGCAAUUCAACUCCACCAUCACUGGACUGUGGAAAAAGUGCCACCGAGGAGGAUUUGACUUGGAGAUUGAGGAUUUGAUCUUUAAAGGAUUGGUUCCGCGCUGCACACCAAUAAAAUACUACUACUCAUCAUCAGCGCUGCCCAGAAAUCUGCCAAUCAAUCUGACGAAGACAAUAAGGCAGGACGAGUGGCAUGCGCUCCACCUCCAGAGGAUGACUGCCAGUUUUGUAGGCAUGGCCAUUUCCAUCAUCCUGUUCGGUUGGAUCAUAGGCGUGCUGGGCUGCUGCAAGAAGCAUGAUCUAAUGCAGUAUGUGGCUGGACUUCUCUUCCUCAUGGGAGGGACAUGCUGCAUUAUCUCCCUCUGCACAUGUGUGGCAGGGAUCAACUUUGAACUCUCUCGCUAUCCUCGCUACAUGUUUGGAAUACCAGAGGACAUCAGUCACGGUUAUGGCUGGUCCAUGUUUUGUGCUUGGGGUGGACUGGGCCUGACAUUGCUGGCUGGCUUCCUGUGUACACUUGCUCCUUCCCUCUACCCUCCACACACACCUGUGGUGCACAAGCCCAGGCAGGAGAAUGGCUGUGUGUGACAGGCGGACGCUCAUCUAACAGACACCUGUCUCAUCUUGAAACAGUGACGAGCCCUGCUGCACAGACAGUUAUACCCAGGGACUCAGAGCAGUGAGAGCCUUCACACAGCUUGGCACAGAGAAAGCAAAGGACACUGGCUCUCGCUCACAUGAAGAUGAAAAAGAGGUGACAUUUGGCAUAGACAAUUUCAGUUCUUCUGGUGCUUUUGGUUCUGUCCCUCUUCAUGAAUGAACUGUUCAGUGUUAAUUGCUUGCUCUUCAAGAAAAAUCUGUAAUAUUCCUGUAAAAUCUGCUAGUUUAAGGAGAAAAAAAGAGAAAAAGAAACACAGGCAAGACGAUAAACAGCACAACUUUUAAAUCUGUAUUUACGAUCAAACUAUGGAUGUGAACCGUCACAUUUCAAAGGGCAACUGUGUGUCAUUAUGUACUCAUUCAAAACAAGAUAUGUACAUGUACUUUUUGAAUUGUAUGCAGAUGCAUUUGUGUUUAUUCAAGGAAAAAUAUGAGCAUUAAGACCAAACUAUGUUUGAGGGAAAUGUUUUGUUGUUCUUAAGGGCUUACCCCCAUCAAAAUAUUUUUGAAAAAUAAAACAGCCUUGCAAAACUAUUAUUUCUUCCCAUGUAACACACUGAACAGACCUCAUAUAAACUUCUUUGUGGUCGUCUUUUCUCUAUCAUUAUGACAUGAUUCCACCGGAAUUUCAGCAGACAGAGCUAAUGGGGUCAAAACUUCAACAGCAGCUGUUUUAUUUGUUAGUGUUACAAGGAGUCUGUUUUAUUCAACAACUUCUGAACAAUUAAAUGUGCAAAUGUCAGUGAGUCAGUGACCAAAACCUAGCAACAAAACUGAUAAAAAACAAGCAAUUGAACAAUCAACUAGAACAGUAAAAAGUGAAGUAAUUGUCUGCUGUGCAUUACAGUGAAACAAAAUCUCAUUUAAUAAACAUAA
This is a messenger RNA of Etheostoma spectabile (orangethroat darter), 1839 nucleotides long. RefSeq names its product transmembrane protein 276a (gene tmem276a). The coding region runs from base 1 to 891 and encodes 296 amino acids. The transcript is spliced from 4 exons. Lineage: Eukaryota; Metazoa; Chordata; Actinopteri; Perciformes; Percidae. The record is from RefSeq and is a predicted model, not a curated record. Gene Ontology annotation, cellular component: membrane.